Eremothecium cymbalariae DBVPG#7215 is the source of this 2277-nucleotide messenger RNA. RefSeq names its product class I SAM-dependent methyltransferase. The transcript has a single exon. The record is from RefSeq and is a predicted model, not a curated record. Bases 1 to 2277 code for a protein of 758 amino acids. Lineage: Eukaryota; Fungi; Ascomycota; Saccharomycetes; Saccharomycetales; Saccharomycetaceae.
AUGGAAGAGUUGUUAAUUGACGUGACACGUGGGCGCGUAUUUACGUUUGUGGGAGUAUUCUCAUUAUUGGUUGGGCUCUGGAUGAUGUUUGUGGCUAGUCAACGGUUUAGGAAUGUUGUUAUUUUCGGUUGGACGUGUUUUGUACAGCCGUUAGUAGAUCUGGCAAGCGGGUAUGGGACUGGAGAGCAGCAGGAGAAGCUGGAGAGGUUUUAUAGUAGGCAGGCCGGGGGGUACGAUUUUACUCGGGAGUUUCUGUUAAAGGGGCGGGAAGAAGCGUUACGGUUGUGCAUUGGACAUUUGCGUAGUCGUGGAAGGGAACGAGAUUUAGUUUGGGUUGAUGUUGGUGCAGGUACUGGAUUGAAUGUGGAGAAGAUGUCUAAGAUGACUGAUUUGGGGAAGACGUUUAGGGCGGUUUACUUGGUUGAUUUAUCUCCAUCUUUGUGCGAGAUUGCGCGGGCGCGAAUUAUUAAGAAUGGUUGGAAGAAUGUGCAUGUAGUUUGUGCAUGUGCUUGCACAUUUUCUGUUCCUGAGGAUAGUGUUGAUUUGAUUACAUUUUCAUAUUCUUUGUCGAUGAUUCCGUCAUAUUUUUCUGCCAUUGAUAAUGUAGCCAAGGUGUUAGAUCCCCAAGAGGGAGUAAUUUGUUCUGUGGACUUUGGAGUGCAAUCUAGUCCGACUUCUACUGGACGGGUUAACACCCUUGGCGGUAUGCUAAAUCGCAAUGUUCCAUGGAUUUAUCGGACUUUUUGGAGGGUUUGGUUUGAGUUUGAUAAAGUGUUCUUGGAUCCUUCUAGAAGAGAAUAUUUGGAAUACAAGUUCGGGACUGUGAAAUCUUUAAACUUGUGUAAUAAAAGUCUGGGAAGAAUUCCAUACUAUAUAUGGCUUGGUGUGGAUAAACAUAAAGAUUCUCGUUUACAAAGGAGGUUUAAUAGUUAUGAAAUAUCUUCUCCAUAUUUGGCGCCAAUAGGAUCUGCAGAUAGUUAUACUUCUGUUGCGUUGCCAAAUUCUGUACUGCUUGAAAACAAUACCAAGGGCUUACCAUUCCCCUCGCUGUUUUAUCAGAAAGAAGUAUGGAGGGUUUAUUAUGAGGAAUACAACCCGCUAUAUCUUCAGUUCAAGGAUCAGUACAUAUACGCAUUUACUUGGGAGGACCCUCGCGAAGAUGCUAAACUUUUAAAUUUUACUUCCGAUGAUACUGUCUUAGCUAUUAGUAGCGCUGGCGAUAACUUACUAGCGUAUGCUUGCUUGCCUAAUGCUCCAGUGAAGAUACAUGGUGUUGAUUUAAACCCGUGCCAAGGACAUCUCUGUGAGUUGAAGUUGGCUGCCUUGAGGAGUUUACCGUAUGAUACCGUUUGGAAGCUCUUUGGAGAGGGUAAAGUAGAGAACUUUAGAGACUUGUUGUUGGACCGCAUGGCACCUCAUUUAUCCUCCAAUGCCUUUCAAUACUGGAUGAAGUAUGGAGAAAAGACUUUUGAUCCCAACGGAAAUGGUCUAUAUGAUACCGGGUUCACGAAAUGGGCUUUACGCCUGGCAAGAGUUCUCUUUUACGUUACUGGAAUAACAGCGGACAUUGAAAAAUUGUGUUCAGAGACUUGCUCUUUAGAAGCUCAAAAGGAACUUUGGAAUAGCAAAAUCAGACCUAUCCUAUCCAACCGGAUCAUCAGUAAAUUGUUAAUUGGUAACCCUAUGUUCUUAUGGAAAGCACUUGGUGUUCCAAGAAAUCAAGCCAACAUGAUCAACACCCCUAUUCUAAAUUAUAUCGUUGAUACUUUGGAGCCAGCAAUUCAGAAGUAUUCGAUAGCUAGUGAUAACUAUUUCUACUAUCUCACUUUGAAAUCUUGCUACAGUCCUACUAACUGUCCGGAUUACGUAUCUAAGAAAGGCUAUGAAGCAUUGUCCAAGCCUGAAAAUUCACCACUAGAUGGCAUCAGAUUACACACUGAAACUUUAAACGACGUCUGCCACAAGUUAACCAAAAGUACAGUAACAAUUGCAGUCAUAAUGGAUCACAUGGAUUGGUUUGAUCCAGAGGGAAAGGAUAUAGUCCAGGAGAUAGACGCCUUAUGGAAUGUCUUACGUGAAAACGGCCGUAUCCUAUUACGUUCAGCUAGUAUGAGGCCAUGGUACAUUGAGAAGUUAGAACAACGUGGAUUCAUCUGUAAUGCAGCUGCCACACGCCAUUCUGGUACUAGCAUUGAUAGAGUAAACAUGUACGCUAGCACUUGGAUUUGCUCCAAGGUUGGAUCUCAUAGGAUGAACUCCUUAGACCUGAAAAUUUGA